UGCUUCAUGUGGGUUAGUCCCCUGCCAUAGUGUACUUUCUGAUUGGCUAAGUGAAUAAAAGGCCAGGUGCCUCCUUUACUCUUUCACUCUUCCUUGUUUGCAGAGAGACUCACACAUCAGGAGAAACCUGACAGAGUACUACUUUGGCCAAGAUGUUUCUGUGCUGGUGGCUUUCACUGGUGGCUUUAAUCCCAAUGACCAUAAGCAUCAACCCUGGGGUAAAGGUCAAGCUAACAACAAAAGGCAUUGAAUACGGAAGACAACUGGCACUGGCUUCGAUCCAGCAGAAACUCAAAACCAUCAGAAUCGAUGAUAUGUCAGGGAAAGUGAAGGUGUCUCGCAUUGGCAAGGUCAAGUACAGCCUGACAAAUUUGAAAAUGGUGGAUGUUGGAUUGCCAGAGGCUACGCUCAAUAUGGUGCCAGGGACCGGUGUCAGACUGUCCAUUGGUAACGCUUUCUUCCGUUUGCAAGGAAACUGGCGAGUCAAGUACCUCAUAGUAAGUGACAGCGGCUCUUUCAAUCUGAACGUCAAUGGUAUCAGUAUCGGUACAAGUCUCUCCAUCAAGAGUGAUGAGGCAGGCCGGCCUGCGGGCAAUACUGUUGACUGUGCCGCAAAUGUUGGCAAGGUGAGCAUACAUUUCAAACGUGGAGCAAGCUGGCUGUACAAUCUGUAGCAAUAUGUCGAAAAUGCUAUACGAAAGGCAAUGCAGAAACAGAUCUGCCCCCUGGUGGCCAAUGCAGUAUCUGACUUGAACAACAAUUUGAAAACUCUCAAUGUUCUAGCCAAAGUGGACCAGUUUGCCGAGAUUGAAUAUUCCAUGGUGGCCUCGCCUGCAGUGUCAACAACCUCCAUAGACUUAAGCUUGAAGGGUGAGUUCUACAACAUCGGGAAGCACCAGGAGCCUCCGUUUACCCCCGCGGCCUUUUCCCUGCCGCCCCAGAUCAACAACAUGUUGUACAUCGGCUUGUCCUCCUUCACCGCCAACUCUGCGGCCUUUGUCUACAACUCAGCCGGAGCGUUCAGCCAGUACAUCACUGACGACAUGAUCCCAAAAGCCUCUCCCAUCCGACUCACCACCGGGACGUUUGGAGUUUUCAUCCCGCAGAUCGCCAAGCAGUUCCCAGGUCUGAUGAUGAAACUGCUGGUGAAGACGGUGAAAACUCCCAUCAUCACGUUUGAAACCAACAACGCGACGGUUCAGGCCUUUGCCACAGCGACGGCUUACGCGAUCCAACCCAACGCCACACUUUCCCCCCUCUUUGUCCUGAACCUGGACUCCAGCGUCAGCGCCCGAGUGUUCGUCAGCGGAACGAGGGUGGCUGGAGCCCUCACCCUAAACAAAAUGGAUCUGACCCUGGCCACGAGCUAUGUCGGAGACUUUCAGGUCAGAUCCCUCGACAGCAUCUUCCAAACGGUCCUCAAGUGGGUGGUAAUACCAACACUGAAUGUUGAUCUUGCAAAGGGAUACCCUCUUCCUACACUUGGAAAGAUGACGCUGGUGAACACUCAGCUGCAGGUCCUGAAGGACUACUUGAUGAUUGGGACCGAUGUUCAGUUCAAGGGUUGAGUGGCAUUUCUGGAAGCUUCCAUUUCUGCACCAUGAAGACACAAUCACAGUUCAACUUCAUGAACAAAUGAAUGAUGUAGAAAUAUUACCGUGCCUGACAAAUUCUGAUCUCCUGUUUGUCUUGGAUAUCAUCUCAGGUUUUCAUACUGCUUUUCUUUUUAAAAAUCAACCUCAUAUACAAUGUUUUCAGGGCACAGUCUGCUGGACGGGUUUGCAUCUUUUUGAAACACGCUCUUUUUAAAGCGCAUCGCAGCACUUUCUGCUGCCAAUUUAUGAAAAAUGUGAUCUGAUUUUGUGUCUCACAGAGCGAUGCAACUAAUGUGCUGAUGAAAAUCAAGCCACAGUAGUUUGUGUUAAACAAAGGUUAAAAUGGACCUCAUCCAAACCAGUUUCAGCUUCUUAAAGGGACGUGUCACACAUUGUUUUCUUUUACCUUUAAAGCCAUUUUUAAUCUAGUUUGUCUUGGUGUGAUUUACUGUUUAUCGGAGAUAUCGGACAAAGAAAGGUCUGCCUUUUUAAUUAAAUAUAAUGGAUCAAUAUAGCACUUAUUUUGUAUUGUUUAAAUCACCAAUAAAUACUUUUGAAAGACUCA
This is a messenger RNA of Eleginops maclovinus (Patagonian blennie), 2160 nucleotides long. RefSeq names its product bactericidal permeability-increasing protein-like. Lineage: Eukaryota; Metazoa; Chordata; Actinopteri; Perciformes; Eleginopidae. Gene Ontology annotation, molecular function: lipid binding. The record is from RefSeq and is a predicted model, not a curated record.